AUGCAAAAUUUCCAUGACUUCUUGAAUAAAUUGAGAAAUUACUAAGAAAUAGACAUUCCUUGUUAUUAUAGAAAUCAAUUUAAAAGCAAAGAAAGCCUAAUAAUCAAUAGUAAUUUUUAUGAAAUUUCAGAAAAGUAAAUUAUAAAUUUAUAUAAGGCUUUUAACCCAAGAUUACCACAAAAUAAAUAAAAAAUGGGACUAAUAGUGUAAAUAAUUAUUCAUUUUGAUUAUAAUCAAGUAUUUUCAGAUGAAAAAUAAAAAAACUAUUAAUCCCACAUCUGAAGAAUGGAAAGAAUUAACAUGUAUUUUUGGAUUUGAAGAAUAAACUUUAAAAUAAAGAUGGAUAACUUUAAUAAACCCAAUGGCCAAAAGUCUAAUUUGGGAAAAAGAAGAAGACGAUAUCAUAAAGUCAUAGAUGAAGUAUGAAUUAUUAAUUAUUAAUUAACUAGUGUUAAGUAAGGAAAACAUAUUUGGACUGAAAUAGCAUUAGAAUUGUAUAAUCACAAUAAUGGGAUAUAUGUUAGAACUCCAAAAUAAGUUAGAGAAAGAUGGAUGAAUUAUUUGAAUCCUAUUUUGAAAAAGUUUAAUAAAUAUUAUAUUUAUAUUAGAUCAAGCUGGACAGAUAGAGAAGAUAAUUAACUAUUAUCUUUAGUAAUUGAGAAUGGUAAAAAGUGGUCAAUGAUUUCAAAAUAUUUAGAUGGUAGAACUGAAAAUUAAGUGAAAAAUAGGUAUGUUUGUAUACUUAAAUUAUAGAUUUAAAAGUUUACUUCAUAAAAUAUAUUAAGAAUAAGAUGAUGAUGAUAUAGAAGAAUUAAUAGCACUUAAAUAAUAUAUCUCAAAAAGACUCAUAAAGAGUCCGGAUCAGAAAAUCCAAUAACAUACUAAUAUAAUAGAAACUACUACAGAUAAAAAUCAAAAAAUAGUAACACAAAAAUAAAAGAAAUUAGAAAAAGAUGAUGAUAUUCCUAAUUAAUUAAAAAAAACUAAAAUUGAUAUUGAAAAGCAUGAAUAAAAGAAUGCAUUAAAUUAAGAAAAUCAAUAUAUCUAUUUACUUUAAUAAGUUAAUAAUUAAUUUUGCUAUUCAACUUAAGGAAAUUGUGAUACACAAAGUCUAGGAAAUAGAAGCAGUUUAUCAGAUUUGAAUUAUCUUGGAAGUUUUAAGUUCCCAGAAAUUGAUAAUAAUUGUUAUGAAUAAAAUAAAAUAUCUACUAAAAUAUUUCCUGAUUCAUUAAAAAUCUUAGAAUAAUAAUAACUAAACUAAUUUAACAACAAGAUAAAAUAAUAAAAUAAUGAAUUAGAAUCAAAUAAUAUUUCUUAAUCAAAUAUUAAGGACAUUAAUGUACAAGAAUUUUAUAUAGAUCAAUUUCCAAAUCUAUUUGAAUAAAAUCAAUCAGCAUCUAUUAUACAUACUCCUUUAUAUUUUUAUAACCCUUAAUUUAUAGCAAAAUCUCCUCUUUUGAGUCCAUUGCAAUCUCCUUCAUUAUGGAUGCAUUAAUAAGAACAUAUUUUGGAAUAAGAUAAUUAGGUAAUUAAUUUUUAGAUUAUAAGGAUAACCAAUUCUAGUUCUUAAAUAAUUAUGAUCUGAUUUCUAAAUGGAAAAAUAAAAGAAUAUAUGAUAAAUUAAAUAAAGAAGAGUGA
Molecule: messenger RNA, 1638 nt
Organism: Paramecium pentaurelia
Lineage: Eukaryota; Ciliophora; Oligohymenophorea; Peniculida; Parameciidae
Source: the annotation of a GenBank genome assembly